Medicago truncatula (barrel medic) is the source of this 2237-nucleotide messenger RNA. RefSeq lists its product as uncharacterized. Lineage: Eukaryota; Viridiplantae; Streptophyta; Magnoliopsida; Fabales; Fabaceae. The record is from RefSeq and is a predicted model, not a curated record. Bases 1202 to 2011 code for a protein of 269 amino acids. The transcript has 3 exons.
UAUGAGGAGAGAGCAUGCAGUGGGCAUAACUAAAGGCAUGGCAUGUAAGACAAAGCAAAUUGCAAAAACAGUGGUUGAAGGUGAUGCAUCAAGACAGUACUCUAUGUUGUGGAGGUAUGCUGCAGAACUAAAAAGAGUUUGUGCAGGAAACAACUGCAAAAUUAACAUGGAGAGGCCAGCCCCUACACUGCAACCAAGAUUUAGUCGUUUCUACUUCUGCUUUGAUGGAUGUAAAAAGGGAUUCACUAGUGCAUGUAGACCAUUUAUUGGUGUUGAUGGGUGUCACCUGAAGACAAAAUAUGGAGGUCAAUUGUUGGUGGCUGUAGGAAGAGAUCCAAAUGAUCAAUACUUUCCUUUAGCUUUUGGUGUUGUUGAAACAGAAACAAAGGAUUCAUGGAGUUGGUUUCUUCAGUUGCUGCUAGAGGAUGUAGGACAAGACAAAAGAUACGUCUUUAUCUCAGACCAACAAAAGGGACUCAUUCAAGUGCUUGAAGAAAAAGCUCAGACCAUUGACCAUAGGUUGUGCUUAAGGCAUUUGUAUGCUAAUUUUAAGAAGAAGUUUGGAGGAGGAACAUUGAUUAGAGACUUGAUGAUGGGUGCUGCCAAGACUACAUAUUACCAAGGCUGGGAGCAGAAGAUGAAUGAGCUUAAGAAUGUAGACAGAGAUGCAUAGGAAUGGUUGAUGCAGCAUCCAACUAAAGGUUGGUGUAAACAUGCUUUUGGUUUUUAUCCCAAAUGUGAUGUGAUUAUGAAUAAUAUUAGUGAGUCUUUUAAUAGCACAAUCCUAGUUGCUAGGGACCACCCUGUUCUGCCUAUGUGUGAAUGGAUAAGAAACUAUCUAAUGAAUAUGAUGGCAACUGCUUGUAGUAAACUUGAUAGGUGGCGACACAAUGUAAUGUCAAAUCCUAGAAGAAGGCUAGACAGGGAAAUAGAAUUUAGUGCUCAUUGGGUACCAACCUGGAGUAUAGAUGAGCAAUACUAAGUCAAUCAUGUCUUUAAUGGUCAAGGUUUCAUUGUUGAUGUUAGUAAGAGACAAUGUUUAUGUAACUUUUGGGAGCUAGUUGGAAUUCCUUGUAGGCAUGUUGUGGCUGCACUUGGGUAUAAAAAAUUGAAGCUUGAAAACUAUGUUGAUGAAUGUUACACAAGAAAAACAUAUGCACUAUGUUAUACUUUUAAUGUGUCUCCUAUCAAUGGGGAAGAAAUGUGGCCACAUGUGGAAGUUGAAGACAUGCUCCCUCCUGAGUUUAAAAAGGGUCCAGGUAGACCUAAAAAACUAAGGUUCAGGGAACUUGGUGAAGGUGGUGGAAGAUUUAGGAGGCUAGUAGUAGCUUAUAGAUGCAUUACUUGUGACAAAUUUGAGCAUAAUGCUAGGAGCUGUAAAGAAAACCAGAACCCAACUGCACUAAAAAGAAAGAGAAAGCCUGCUAAAAAUGCCACUACAUCUGAAGCAGAAGAAACAAGUGCUCCUGUUGAUGAUGAUGAUGAUGCAUUUUUUGAUCAAGUAAUUAUCACCAAUGCUGAUCAACUAGAUGUUGUUGUCAACAAUGUUGUCUCCCAGCCAAGUAAUGCUUCUCAGUCAAGUAGUGUGUCUCAGCCAAGCAAUGUGUAUCAGUCAAGCAAUGUGUCAAAGCAGCCAAAGACAAAGCAAACCAAGCAUCCCAAGAAGCCAAAGGCUAUGUCAGUUCCACAACUAAAGCCUACUGCUAUGUCAGUUCCAAAUGUGCCAAACGCUAUGUCAGUUCCUAAGCCAAAGCCAAAGCCUGCUACCACACUGAAAUCUACCCACUUGAAGAAAAGAUGCAGUCAAAGAUUGAAGACAGUGAAGAGGCUUAAGAAUAUUGAUGGACCUGGAUGCUCUGCUGAUCAACCUAUGACAAUUGAUAAUGAGGAAGAAGCUGGUGUCAUGACCCAAGAGAGUGCUGCUAUUGUUCCUGCUAAAGUACCUGUUCUUGGUGCCUGCCUUAAAUUGAUGAAGCCUUGGGGAGAACUAUCUACAAGAUCUACACAGUAGUUGUAUUGACUGCCAUUUGUUUUUUGAUGUACUUUUUUUGGUCUGACUUAUGCACUUGGUCACUUAUGCACUUGCCUACUAUGUAGCUGUUUUUUGGUCUGUCAUAUGCACUUGGUGUGCACUAUGUUUUGGAACUAGAUGCUUUCCUUUUAAUUUCUGUUUUAUGCUACAUUACGUGCACUUGAUGUGCUUUAAUUUGUAAUGAGACAUAUGCACAUAAUGCGCU